GGAGGCUCGGACUGGGAAUCGGCCAUUGUCGCGGUCGGAGCUGGGCGAGUAAGAAGGCGGCGGCCAUGGCGUACGGCGGUCUGGCGGUGCCCAUCACCGUCAUGACUGUUUUCUGGGCAGUGGUCGGCGGGGUCCUCCCGUGGUUCGUGCCCAAAGGGCCUAAUAGAGGUGUUAUCAACACAAUGCUGGUGACAUGCUCUGUUUGCUGCUACCUCUUUUGGCUGAUUGCAAUCCUGGCUCAACUCAACCCCCUUUUUGGACCACAGCUAUCGCGGAACGUGAUCUGGUAUCUUAACCUUCACUGGCAUUGAGGAUAUCCACUUCUUCCACAGUGGGCUAUGAAAAGACUCUCUGUAAAGCUCCAUUGAUCCAAAGGUGCCUUUAACAGACACAGAACCAUCCAGGACUACUUUAAUGCCUUAUUACUUGAUCUGUUAAGAAAAAAUUGCUUAAAACACUUCCUGGUUUUUUUAUACCUCUGAAAGUGCCUGUCUCUCCUUUUCUUCCUGCCAUGAGGGCAGCUGGAAUGGAGCACUGUCUCACUCGGAAUGUGGCUUGUCUUCCAGUCUUGGGAUUGUCUGCUGAAUAAUUUUAUGAGCAUAGACUGUUGUGUAUCUUAAAAUAUUCAUGGCUGCCUAUGAAGAUGAGAGAUUGUAUCUCAAAUCUGGAAUAAAGUUUUUUUUUCCUUAUUGUCA
This is a messenger RNA of Eublepharis macularius, 695 nucleotides long. RefSeq names its product ATPase H+ transporting V0 subunit e1 (gene ATP6V0E1). Gene Ontology annotation, molecular function: proton-transporting ATPase activity, rotational mechanism. The coding region runs from base 66 to 311 and encodes 81 amino acids. The record is from RefSeq and is a predicted model, not a curated record. The transcript is spliced from 4 exons. NCBI's taxonomy places the organism in Eukaryota, Metazoa, Chordata, Lepidosauria, Squamata, Eublepharidae. Gene Ontology annotation, cellular component: proton-transporting V-type ATPase, V0 domain. Gene Ontology annotation, biological process: proton transmembrane transport.